CCUGCAGUUUUUGUUGAAGGGUGGAGACCUAUUAAAGGUGAAGUCAAGCUCAUGGAAGAAGUCUCGCUUCUAUCAGCUGCAGAAAGACUGCAAGACUGUAUUGCAUCAGUCCAAGAAGAGGUUCAAGAGCAACUCAACCUUCUGCUUGGAGGACAUUGAAUCGGUGCGGUAUGGCCGCCAGUCUGAGGGGCUGCAGAAAUACACUGACUCCUCUAUGGAGGACUGCUGCUUCUCCAUCAUCUUCAAAAGUCGACGCAAGAACCUCGACUUGAUUGCUAGUUCCAAGGAGGAGGCCAAACAGUGGGUCAAAGGUCUGGAGAAGGUCAUGAACAGCACGAGCCACCUCAACCGCCAACAGAACAGCGAACACUGGAUCUACAGCUGUAUCCGCAAAGCAGACAAGAACGCUGACAACAAAAUGUCUUUGAAGGAGUUGAAGUAUUUCCUACAGCAAAUCAAUAUCGAGGUGGACGACAUUUAUGCUGAGAAGCUGUUUAGGGAAUGCGACACAUCAAACUCAGGCACUCUUGAGGGAGCAGAGAUUAAACACUUUUACGAUUUGCUGACUCACCGUAAGGAAAUUGACGUGAUCUAUGGAAAGUAUGCUCAUACUAAUGGACAGAUGAGCUCAGCUGACCUGCUUAACUUCCUCCAAAAUGAGCAGAGGGAGCCAGUGUCAAUGGAUUAUGCCCAAAAACUCAUCAAUAAAUAUGAGGUGGAUGACACAGCAAAACAGAAGCAGCACAUGACCAAAGAUGGCUUCUUGAUGUACCUGAACCAGGAGGAAGGUGACAUCUUUAACCCCAAGCACAAAGCCGUGUACCAAGACAUGCGACAACCGCUCAAUCAUUACUUCAUUUCUUCUUCCCAUAACACCUAUCUGAUGGAUGACCAGCUGAAAGGACCGAGCAGCACAGAGGCCUAUAUCAACGCACUGAUUAAGGGCUGCCGCUGUGUGGAGCUGGAUUGCUGGGAUGGUGCAAACGGGGAACCGGUUAUCUACCACGGCCACACCCUCACAUCCAAAGUGCUCUUCAAAGAUGUCAUCAAGGCCAUCAAAGAAUAUGCUUUCAAAACAUCACAGUAUCCAGUGAUCUUGUCUCUUGAGAACCAUUGCACCUUAGAGCAGCAGCAAGUCAUGGCUCAUCAUCUAACCUCCAUCCUGGGCAAUGCUCUGCUCACUCAACCCCUGGGAAACCACAUGCCAACCACUUUUCCAGGACCUGAGGAAUUGAAGGGCCGCAUCCUGAUCAAGGGCAAGCGCUUGAAUAAGCUUGAUGCAGCAUUCAACAACAACACCACAGAAGAUAUGGACAGUGUUUCUGAGGAAGACGAGGCUGCUGAAUUGAAAGAGAAUGAACAGAAGGCCAAGGACAAGAAGUCAAAGAUCAAGCUAGCCAAGGAGCUGUCAGAUCUGGUCAUCUACUGCAAAAGUGUCCAUUUCAGCAGCUUUGAGCACUCAAGAGAUAACCAGAAUUUCUAUGAGAUGGCUUCCUUUAAGGAGAGCAAAGCAAUGAACCUGGCAGAAAACUCUGGCACGGCAUUUAUUCAUCACAACAUGGACAAGCUGAGUAGAAUCUACCCAGCUGGAUCUAGAACCGAUUCGUCCAACUACAACCCAGUGCCAUUGUGGAACGCUGGCUGCCAAAUAGUGGCUCUAAAUUUCCAGACUCUCUGUAAGGAGAUGGACAUGAACCAGGGCCGCUUCUUACCUAAUGGCAGGUGUGGCUAUGUACUGAAGCCAGAGUUCCAGAGAGAUCCGGCUUCUCAGUUUGACCCCAAAAACCUCAGUGCAGGCCCUUGGCUGCAAAAGAAGACUGUGCACAUCAUGAUCAUCUCAGCCCAGCAGCUGCCUAAGCUCAGUAAAGACAAGCCUAAGUCCAUUGUGGACCCUCAAGUGCAGGUUGAGAUCUAUGGAGUGCCAGUUGAUAAUAACACCAAACUUACACAUCACAUCGAAAACAAUGGUUUCAAUCCCAUGUGGAAUACAAACUUCCAGUUCACUGUUCAUGUGCCAGAACUGGCUUUGGUGCGGUUUGUGGUGGAGGACUUUGAUGCUGCUUCCUAUAAUGACUUUAUUGGCCAAUACACUGUACCCCUUACCAGCAUGCAGAACGGAUACCGCCAUGUGCCUCUACUCACAAAGAGAGGUGAUGUAAUUCCUUCAGCUGGACUGUUUGUACACAUCAUGGUUCUUGAUGCUUAGUAGACUUCGACAUUCCCUAUUCCCUCAAUCAUAUCAAUGCCAAAGUGUGAAGAUCACUGAACUAAACUCUCAUUCUCAUUCUCACUCAACACAUUCUUGCUAAAUUUUCUCUAAGAUUUGGACUCGCUUUAUCAAUUACAGCCCUUCUUGUCAUAUGAGUACCAAGAUUACACUGACUCAUUCAAGCACUUAAAGGAAUAGUUUACCCAAAUAUAAAAAAUCUGUCAUCAGUCAUCCUUAUGUUAUUUCGGACACGUUUGACUUUCUUUCUUCUGUGGAACACAAAAGGAGAUGUUAGGUAGAAUGACAUUUUCGAUGGAGGAAUGAAAGUCUGAUGGUUUUGGAACAAAAUGAGGGUGAGUAAAUGAUGACAGGAAUUUUCAUUUUUGUUUCCCUUUAAUGGAAUUGAUUGGUGUAGUGCAACUGAGAAAAACAGAUGCAGGGUAAGUGAAAGAUUUUUAAAGUUAUCAUUUAACCACAUGGAAUCUGUGCCUGCAGACCUCAGACGAAAGCCUCAUAUUUUUCCACACAAUUAAAAUGCCCAUCUUUCUCAACUCUACAUAUUUCCCACCCCUUGCAUGUUUGUUUGUUCAUUUUUUCCUUACAUCCCUAAAAUACAACUUUGAAACUAUUUGAAUAAAUUGGGUUUAAAUAAAUGAUAAUCUUUGAAUAUUUUUGGCUAAUUUUACAAAGCUUUCGGGCUACCAAGAAGAGAGGAGUACUUUCAGCUCCAUAUAACAUAUUUUACUAUUUUGAACUCAACAGUCACUGAAUAAAACAUACGUGUGCAGAGUCAGUGUGGGUCUAGUUAUUGUUGAAGAUUUAAAGACAAUCCUGUCUAAAUCAGUAGCACAUUAAUUGUGCUGUUUUUGGCAAUUAACAAUAUUUGGAAGCGUCAAAGUUGUAAACAAUAAUGAAACAUACUGUAAUUAUUUUAAUGAAGGAUGGAAGUUGAACUAAAUAUUUUACAUAACACUGAUUUUUUUUCUUCUUUUUUUAAAAAUUGUAUUUAAAAAUAUUACACUGUCUUUUUACAUUAAUAUCAUUUAACAUAGUAUUUGUUUGUAUUUCAUUUCUUACCGAUUGUGUCAUUGAAAUUGUGAGCUUGCCCAAACAUUGCAAACCUUCAAGCCUUAAUUUUAGUCACAUUUCAUUUAAAUGUUGUUUUUUAAGAGAAGAUUUAAUCUUAACACAAGCAUUCCUGUGUUCAGCGUUUUGUGAAUGUGUUAGAUGUGUUGAAUGGCAAUACUUUUGUUCACUACUCUGUGGAAAUGUUUAUGUGACUGUAUGUGUUAGUUCCCAUCAAUUACUUUAAAAUGAUUUCAUAUGCUUUUUGAGAAGCUGCAAACUGUUUAUAAACCUGACUCGUGUUGGGGAAUGCUUCGCUUAUAAUACAACACUCAGGGUAAAAAAAAGAUGAACAAUAAACAAUUCACACCAUAUUAACAAAACACUAUAUCUUUUCUGAAUGUUGGGCUCAAUAUGGAUAAAUGUUUUCAAUCACCAUACAAAAAUGCCAUUCAAUAAUAAUAUUAAUAGCAGGUGGGUUAAUUUUUCAGAGGAGUAGGAGAGCUGCAUGACAAAUGUGUAUAACAUAGAUUGAAAAG
Xyrauchen texanus (razorback sucker) is the source of this 3813-nucleotide messenger RNA. It is a transcript of the gene plcd1a, whose product is annotated as phospholipase C, delta 1a. The record is from RefSeq and is a predicted model, not a curated record. The transcript has 14 exons. The coding region runs from base 215 to 2206 and encodes 663 amino acids. Gene Ontology annotation, molecular function: calcium ion binding; phosphatidylinositol-4,5-bisphosphate phospholipase C activity. Lineage: Eukaryota; Metazoa; Chordata; Actinopteri; Cypriniformes; Catostomidae. Gene Ontology annotation, biological process: lipid metabolic process; phosphatidylinositol-mediated signaling.